Molecule: messenger RNA, 2010 nt
Organism: Arachis ipaensis
Lineage: Eukaryota; Viridiplantae; Streptophyta; Magnoliopsida; Fabales; Fabaceae
Product: DNAse I-like superfamily protein
Biological process (GO): phosphatidylinositol dephosphorylation
Molecular function (GO): inositol-polyphosphate 5-phosphatase activity; phosphatidylinositol-4,5-bisphosphate 5-phosphatase activity; phosphatidylinositol-3,4,5-trisphosphate 5-phosphatase activity
Source: RefSeq, a predicted model, not a curated record
UCUAUUCUCCUGUUUGACUGUUUCCCCUUUUUGGGGUGUUUCCCUGAACAUCUCGUUCCAAUUUCCUGAGCAAGAAACACCCAACUCCCACGUUUCCACGUUCACCCAUUUAUAUCUCUCUCAUCUUCUUUGCUUUUCAGAAUCAUCAUCAAUUAUUACUUUUAUAGGGUUUAGGUAACUUCAAUUCUCUCACUCUUCGGAACAACCAAUUGGGAAAACCGUUGCUUAAUUGUACACCACAACACAGUCUUCUUCAGUUCUACAACAACAAUUAUAUUAAGGUGUUCUCUGUGUGCAUGUAUCAAUUUGUUCCAGCACAAUAUUUGUAGAUGGACAAUGAAUUUGAGGACAUACAAGAAGAAGUUUCAGACAAGAUUCCAAGCACUCACCAGAGAAGAAAGCAGUCGUUUAUUUGGAAAGUUUUGACGAUGAAAGAGAGAAAUGGAGGCACAACUGGAAGAGAUUUGGUUGAUUCACUUGAUGCAAUUCCUGAUUCGUCAAUUGAAAACUGCAUCUCAGAGUCUUCUAUGUCUUCUGUUGAAGCAAUUCAUAAUUUCAGAGUUUUUGCAGCAACUUGGAAUGUAGGAGGGCAAUGUCCCAAUGGGAACCUUGAUUUGAGUGAUUUUCUCCAGGUCCGAAAUGAACACGACAUAUAUGUCUUAGGCUUUCAAGAGAUUGUUCCAUUGAAUGCGGGAAACGUGCUAGUCCUCGAGGAUAAUGAACCGGCUGCAAAAUGGCUUGCUUUAAUCAACCAAUCACUCAAUGGAUCUCAUGAUUUGUCUUCCAAAGGACUGAAAUCCACAGCAUCAUUUGGUAGUUCCUUGUCUUUCCAAAAGCCUUCUUUAAAGAAGAUUAAGAAGACUUUCAAGAAGCUAAAUGGAAGGAAGCUAAAAAGUUGUAACUGUGUUCUUGAAAUGGAAAGGAAGGCCUCUAAGGAUUUCUGUUUCCGCUGCCAAGAACCGAAUUUAAAGCCAGAUGAUUCUUCCACUGAAGAAGAUGAUGACAAUAUCCCUAUUUCUGUUUUGGCCACAAGUCAGAUGAAAUACAGUCUUGUUGCUUGUAAGCAAAUGGUUGGAAUUUUCGUUUGUGUUUGGAUGCGAAAGGAGCUUGUUCAGUAUGUAGGCCAUUUGAGAAUAUGUUGCACCAGUCGCGGAAUCAUGGGUUGUCUCGGAAACAAGGGUUGUAUAUCGGUUAGCAUGUCAUUUUAUCAGACGAGUAUUUGUUUUAUCUGCAGUCAUUUAGCAUCUGGAGAGAAAGAGGGCGAUGAACUUCGCAGAAAUCUCGAUGUCAUAGAGAUACUAAAGAACACUCAGUUUCCAAGGAUUUGUAAGACACCACAGAGCAGGAUGCCUGACAAAAUUUUAGAUCACGACCGAAUCAUAUGGUUUGGGGACUUGAAUUACAGAAUUUCUUUGAGCUAUGAUGAUGCAAAAAGGCUUGUGGAAAAGAGGGACUGGCCAUCCCUUUUUGACAAGGAUCAGCUUAAGAUGGAAAGGGAAGCAGGUCGCGUAUUCAAGGGUUGGAAAGAAGGGAAGAUCUACUUUGCGCCGACUUAUAAAUACCCCAUCAACUCAGAUACUUACUAUCUUGAGAAUGUGAAAGUUUCAAGAAACAAAAGGAGAACUCCAGCUUGGUGCGAUAGAAUCUUGUGGCGUGGAAGUGGAAUACAGCAACUCUCUUACGUACGCAAAGAAUUGAAGUUUUCUGACCAUAGGCCUGUUUGUGCAACAUUUUUUGUACAAGUUGAUGUUUUGUUCAAGGGACAGAAGAAGAAAAAUUCCACUUUCAACUUUCAUAUUCAAGAUCUUGUACACACUAACUCUAGAAGUUUAUAUUAUUCUUGAUAGGAAAAGAUCAAAUAAAUUGACAAUCAUAUGACAAAUGAUCACUAAAUCAGCAUCAAUUUUGAUUUUUUUUUAAUUCAUUUUUUAUGGUAUAUUGCAAGAUAGUUUGAUCACGUGAAGUGCCCUUCAACUUAGGGGACUAGAAUUUGUGAGCAAUUCAACCGUA